CUUGUGCUGUAAACAAAUAUUUUUGGUUACAUUAUUGUUAUCUCAAUAAAUUUCAUAAUUUUUAUCUGCUACCGGUCAUUAUCAUAUUUUUUUGUAAUUUAGUAUAGUUGUAUGUUCAUAUUAUCAAACACACUGGAUGUGUGAUCUGUGAUUCUGUCAUCGUAAAAAAUAAUUGGUUAUAAUUUGUUUCUGCGAUGAAUUCCUUGAAUAAUUAUUCUAAUAAAAAGGACCCAACAGUGUUCAGUAAUAUAUUGGGAAUAUUUUUGAACAUAUUUUUUCCAAUCAAAAUGCUGUUAAGGCUAUAUUCACUGUGCAUUUUAAUGGUGGAUAUUGGAUGGGUAUUGCUGAACGCAAUCUGUGCAGUUUUACAAGCUGUUUACGAACUAUUUAGACCACCACCAUUAAAAUCGGUCCGGUUAGAAACUGCCUUGGUUAUUGGUGCUGGACGAGGGGUAGGCCGCGAACUGUCCAUACAACUUGCUAGUUUGGGAGCAAUAGUUGUGUGUGUAGACAAAAACAUUUCUUCCAAUGAGGCCACCGUAGAACAUAUAAAAAAGAAAGGUGGUACUGCCAUCAGCUACAAAUGUGAUAUCACCAAGAGACAAAAUGUCCACACUUUAGCCACUCAGCUGAAGAAGGAUCUAGGGUUUGUCAGUAUGUUGUUCUAUUGUUGUGGGAUACCAAGUCCAAGGUCUUUGAUGACUCAGCCACCACAGGAUAUCCAUGAGACACUAGAUUUGACACUCACUUCAUAUUUUUGGCUCAUUGAUCAUUUCUUGCCUGAUAUGAAAGCUAAGAAUCAUGGGCAUAUUGUUGCUCUAACAUCUGUAGCUGGACUAAGUUACAUCAAAGAUCAGAUGCCACUGAGUGUUGCCCAGUUUGCAGUUCAAGGACUUGCAGAAUCUCUUACAGAAGACCUAAGAGUAAACAAAAUAGAUGGAGUACAUGUGACACUUACACAUAUUUAUCCAUUUAUUGUCAGUGACGAAAGUGCUGAUAUAAGGCUAAGAAUACCAAGUUAUUUUGGAACAAUAACUCCAAACAAGGCAGCAACGUCAAUUCUCGACAGUGUGCGUCGGAACUACUUUGAAGCGUCAGUGCCAAAUCAUCUUUUAUACCUCGGUCACCUUUUGCGGAUAUUGCCACGAAAGGCAACAGUGCUUAUCAGGGAUCUACUCGAUACUGGAGUGGACUUUGCAUGACGAAUUUCGUAACUUAUUUUAUCUUUUUAUUAUACUUACGUCAUAAUCAAUGAUAAUGCAUUGAUUGUAUUAUGUUUUAGAAUAAGGAUAGUAGAGCACAAAAAAUCGUAUUUAUUUGUUAUAUUUUUUGAUUAUAUUUCAUGAUGCAUUUGUUCAGUUUAUAAAUAACAUUUCUGGUAGACUAGGUAGUAGAUACGACGAUUUUAGAUUCCUA
This is a messenger RNA of Spodoptera frugiperda (fall armyworm), 1416 nucleotides long. Its product is annotated as epidermal retinol dehydrogenase 2. Gene Ontology annotation, cellular component: lipid droplet. Gene Ontology annotation, molecular function: oxidoreductase activity, acting on the CH-OH group of donors, NAD or NADP as acceptor. NCBI's taxonomy places the organism in Eukaryota, Metazoa, Arthropoda, Insecta, Lepidoptera, Noctuidae. The transcript is spliced from 5 exons. Bases 195 to 1202 code for a protein of 335 amino acids. The record is from RefSeq and is a predicted model, not a curated record.